Molecule: messenger RNA, 2390 nt
Organism: Sodiomyces alkalinus F11
Lineage: Eukaryota; Fungi; Ascomycota; Sordariomycetes; Glomerellales; Plectosphaerellaceae
Product: acetoacetyl-coenzyme A synthetase
Exons: 4
Coding region: 1-2124 (707 amino acids)
Biological process (GO): lipid metabolic process
Cellular component (GO): cytosol
Molecular function (GO): acetoacetate-CoA ligase activity
Source: RefSeq, a predicted model, not a curated record
AUGCCGAGGAAGCUCUGGGAGCACCCAGACCCCCAGAAUACGGAAAUGUACAGGUUCAUGCAGGAUCUCAAUAGGAAACAUGGUCUGAAUCUCGAGACCUACCCCGACCUCUACCGCUGGUCCUGCGCCAACCGGUCCCGCUUCUGGGCCGAAGUCUUCGCCUACGCCAACCUCAUCCACACGGGGUCCUACACCACCGUCGUAGACGAAUCGGCCCCGAUCGACUCCAUCCCGCGCUGGUUCCGCGGCGUCCGCCUCAACUGGGCCGAAAACAUCCUCUACGCCCGCUCGUCCGCCGACCCCUCCCACCACCAUGGCACCGCCGGCAAGGAGGACGCCAAGACCGCCAUCACCGAGGUCCGCGAGGGGAACUCCGCCGUCAGGCACUGCUCGUGGGCCGGCCUGCGCCAGGCGACCGCCAGGCUGGCGGCCGCCAUGAAGGCACGCGGCGUCGCCAAGGGGGACCGCGUCGUGCUGGUCGGCGCCAACUCCAUCGAGACGUGUCUUGUCUUUUUGGCGGCGACGUGGUUGGGGGCCCUGUUUAGCAGCUCUUCGACGGAUAUGGGCGUGAGUGGUAUUUUGCAGAGGGCUGUACAGAUUAAUCCGAAGUUCAUAUUUUUCGACGAUGCGGCGCUUUACAAUGGCAAAGUCAUCGACUUGCGCGACAAGAUGGCCGCAGUCUCCCAAGACAUGAAGGACUGCGACCAAUUCAACGGCAUCAUCUCCAUCCAGCGCUUCGCAAAGCCUCACGACAUCUCCUCCGUUCCUCGCGCAGAGACAUGGGAGCACUUCCUCGCUUCGUCUCCCCCGUGCACCCCCCCUCCUCCGUUCGAGCAGUGCGACUUCCACGACCCGUUGCUCGUCUACUAUUCCUCCGGGACGACCGGGAUUCCCAAAGCCAUCGUCCACUCCGUCGGCACCAUCAUCAUCAGCCUGUUCAAAGAAGGCCGCCUCCACGAGGACGUCUCGCCCGAUUCCGUCGGCCUGCAGUACACCACGACAGGGUGGAUCAUGUACCUCGCCAACGUAGCGCAGCUCCUCUUCGGCGCCCGCACCGUCAUGUACGACGGCUCGCCCUUCCAGCCGGACCUGACCACCUUCGUCCGCAUCCUGGCCGAGCAGCGCGUCACCAAGCUGGGCACCAGCCCGCGCUGGAUGGCCGAGAUGGCGAAAAACAACCUGGCGCCGCGCGACCUCGCCGACUUGAGCAGUCUCCGCAUCGUCACCUCCACCGGCAUGGUGCUCUCCGACCAGCUCUUCCACUGGUUCUACGACGUCGGCUUCCCGCCCCGCGUCCACCUCGCCAACAUCUCCGGCGGCACCGACAUCGCCGGCUGCUUCGGCAUCCAGAACCCCCUCACCCCCGUCUACGUCGGCGGCACUCAGGGCCCCUCCCUCGGCGUCCCCAUCGCCAUCUACGACGCCCAGCGCCCCGACGACGGGGGGCCCGGCCGCCCCGUCCCCGACGGCGAACAUGGCGAACUCGUCGCCACCGCCGCGUUCCCCAACAUCCCCGCCUUCCUCUGGGGGGACCAGACGGAUCCCGUCGCGCCCACCGCGGCGAGGGCCUACACCGCGCCCCCGGGGUCGAAGUACCACGCCGCCUACUUCGCGCGCUUCGGCCACGUCUGGGCCCACGGCGACUUUUGCGUCGUGAACCCGGCCACGGGGGGCGUGGCGUUUCUGGGAAGGGCCGACGGCGUGCUGAACCCUUCGGGGGUGCGGUUCGGUAGCGCCGAGGUCUAUGCCGUCGUGGAGGGCUUCUUUGCCGACCGCGUGGCGGAUAGCCUUUGUGUCGGCCAGCGAAGGCCCGCGGAUGAGGACGAGAGCGUCAUGCUCUUCUUGCUCAUGAGGCCCGGGCAUGUGUUUGAUAGCAAGUUGGUGGCGGAGAUGCGGGAAGCUAUUGCCAGGGAGCUUACCAAGAGGCAUGUGCCCAAGUGGAUUUUUGAGACGCCCGAGAUUCCGACGACGGUGAACUUGAAGAAAGUCGAGUUGCCCGUCAAGCAGAUUGUGUCUGGCCGAAUCAUCAAGCCGAGCGGAACGCUUCUCAACCCCAAGAGUCUGGACUAUUACUACCAGUUCGCCAAGGUAGAGGACCUGGUGGCCGGGAAGGGGAAGCUGUAGAGCUCGAGGCCCUCUCGUUUCGUAGCAUCACAGAGCAUCUCUGCCUUGGUAAAUACGACCAAUACCUAGCCUCGAGCGAAGCGAUGGCUGUAUACCAUCAUGUAGAAGUCACACGCGAGGAUCCUCUGCCUCGAAAGGAGUAGGAACACAUCAAGUCGAUCCCGAGUGCUGUUGUUUCUCCUACAAGCCCGUACAGGCUUCCUACCAACUCCUAACGAUUAGGACAAAUGCAACCCUCCCUGCCCGUACCGGUAUGGAAUGAAUGC